AUGGCUGUCCGGAUAUGUUUUCCCUGGAUCGCUCAUCAGCGCAAUUUCACAAAGAUUGCGCUGCAAAUCCAACGAAAAUCGGCACCCGAUAUGCCACGGAUCAUUCGUCCUCAACGACAAGACGAAGCACUGUCGCAUGAGAGCAUUACCAUGGACAAAUAUUCUCUAGUACCGCUCGGGGCUUCAAGUAUUUUUCCAGAAAUGCUCACAGCCAUCUACGCAGCAGAUGUUGUCGAAUUGGUAGAGGCGCAUUUGUCAUGCAAGGAGGGACUUCGGCAAACGCCGGCGCUUGAGCGUUCCCCAAACUGUAUCUACAAUCUUCCUGUUUCCUCAUAG
Molecule: messenger RNA, 336 nt
Organism: Drepanopeziza brunnea f. sp. 'multigermtubi' MB_m1
Lineage: Eukaryota; Fungi; Ascomycota; Leotiomycetes; Helotiales; Drepanopezizaceae
Source: RefSeq, a predicted model, not a curated record